Molecule: messenger RNA, 1780 nt
Organism: Diaporthe batatas
Lineage: Eukaryota; Fungi; Ascomycota; Sordariomycetes; Diaporthales; Diaporthaceae
Exons: 3
Coding region: 51-1322 (423 amino acids)
Biological process (GO): ribosome assembly; translation
Cellular component (GO): mitochondrial large ribosomal subunit; ribosome
Molecular function (GO): structural constituent of ribosome
Source: RefSeq, a predicted model, not a curated record
GCGCUAGCCGGGGGUGUCGGCAGGCCGGCCAGCAAAUCACGUGUCGGAUUAUGUCAUCCACCCAAGGCAUGCGCCGAAUCGGGGGCGGACGACCGACUUCGAACUUUUUGGGCCAGGCGAGACAGCUCGAACCGCGCCCAUUGCCUGCAUCUCUCGAUAUCUGGACGCCCCAUGCCGCGGGACCACCCAUCAUGAGCCUCCACCUUCCAACGCGGAGGGUCCUCGGGACCACUCCGACGGUCCUCAAGACCCUCCGCCCGACCAUCUUGCUCUCUCCUUCCGCCUCACCAUCCUCCCAGGUGUGCCGUCUCCUGAAGCAGCAGCAACACCAACUCCAGCAGACCCGCAAUGCCGCCUCAAAACCCAACUCCCGGAACAUGCUCCGGAGCUACAAGAAGCCGAAGGACCUGCACAAGCCGGGCGGCGCGCUCGGCGACCUGACCUCGGCCGAGGGGCGGCGCAGCAUGGAGGACAGGAUGCGGGAGCGCAUGACGUCGACCCGGCUCGAGUCCAAGUCCAUCUUCGACGACGAGCUCAAGGCAGUGGACAACGAGGAGGGCCAGCGCGGGCCCGUCGACAGGCAAGGCAAGGGCCAGAACACGACGGGGUCGCGCGAGUCCGUCAUGGGCGCCUCGCUGCUGCGCGACCACAUGCGGAACGCCAUCGACCCGGACCCGCAGAGCCGGAUGCGGUGGGAGCGGCGGAUGGUGACGAGGCAGGUGGUGCGGAAGCUGGACGCCCGCGGGCGCGAGACGCGCGACGAGCGCAUCCGCCGCACCGAGCGCGAGGCCACCAGCAGGUCCCCCUGGCUCGCCACAUCGACCAAGAAGCUCGUCCACCUGGCCCACCAGAUCUCGGGCAAGACGCUAGAGGAGGCCCGCACCCAGAUGAAGUUCUCCAAGAAGAAGUUCGCCCGCGAGGUUCUGUACGAGCUGGAGCUGGCCCGCGACAAGGCCGUCGUCGAGCGCGGCAUGGGCCUCGGCAAGUCGACCGGGGAGUUCGUCCCCGGCACCACCGAGAAGAGGACGGUCAAGGACUUCAGGCACGGCAAGUUCGUAGAGAUCGAGGACCCAAGCAGGAUCUACAUCUCUGAGGCGUGGGUGAAUCGAGGGCCCUGGAGAGGCAAGAAGCCAAACUACCGGGCACGAGGACGUGUGGACCUCCUCCAGAUGCCCCAAGCCAGCAUCACAAUUCGACUCAAGGAGGAGAAGACACGGAUACGAGAGUAUGAGGAGAAGAAGGCGAGGCAGUAUAGGCAGGGCCCAUGGGUACAUUUGCCCAAUAGGCCAGUCACAGCUCAACGGCCCUUUUAUUCCUGGUAGAGACUCAGCGGCCUGUACGAUAAAAGAACGAAUUGGACCGACCCAACGGUGAUGCCCGGUAACUCACACAGGCUUUGGUUGACUGUCCCCUGUGCCGCCAUACCAACUGGGCAGUGCCUCUAUACAAUCAAUCAUCUAUGGAAUAACUUCCGUGGAACAGCCUUGGGUAAAAAAGCCUCCCCAGCCCCGCCUAGCACUGCCCCACCCAGACCGAUCUAUAGAAUUGCCCAGGUAACAUGGCAGGGAAUGAAUUUUCAGUUGAAAUCUUCCACAGGAAGACAGCUAGCUCAUGAGAACAUUGCCUGACGAGCAACACUCCUACCCUACAAGGUACUCAGGUCGGAGACGAGCAAGCUCGGAGGCCCUACCAUGAAGGUCCACAUUUCUCCAAGGGCGUGGUUACCUACUAUAGUAGUAUAUGUGAUGAGACUCCGUGAAAUACAACCCCUAUACUAAGA